AUGUUGGCUUUAUGUGACGAAGAUUUGGGAAACGAGAAUUGCAAGACUGCGGGAUUCCCGGGGGUGGUCGACGGCGACGUCAGUUUAAUCCUUAGUCAGCAGCGCUUGGACCAGCCAGCAGCCAGAAGAAGCAACAACAAGCAGAAAGUCAAGCGAACCAACGACAAGGACGAGACUGGCGGGAAGCAGAAGACGAAGACGAAGAAGAAGAAGAAGCAGACGAGAAGACGAAACGACGAAGCGGACAUGUCGAUAGCACCGAUUAUCACCUUCAAGGGUGGCAUCUGCGAACUAGAUGUGCUAACAGGCAGACAGACCUCCGUUACCCCCAACGCCGUCAAGGCUCGGCCUACGCCCGGAUACAUCUACCUCUACUCAGAAGAUGACCUUGUCCAUUUCUGCUGGCGGCCGCGUUCGGCGCCCAUAGAUCAGCCGGAGCUCGACCUGGUCAUGGUGCCUUCCGACGGAACCUUCACGCCAUACAAACCCACCAGCGCCCAGAGACCGUCCAACCCCGAACGGCCCACGAACGGCAGAAUAUACGUUUUGAAGUUUGCUUCCAGCUCGCAGAGACACCUUUUUUGGCUGCAAUCUCGGAGUCAGCAUGAGCAGGGUAAUCCAGCGUGGUUCAGCGCGCGAGAUCUAAAGCUGGGCCAGAUCGUCAACACCCUGUUGCAGGGCGAAGAUAUCGAUGUGCAAGACGCCAUUGACAGCCUGCCCAGGGGAGACGGUGGUAAUGAUGGUGGUGAUGAUGACGAGACCAUGGAAGACGUAGAGGGAACAGACCAUAGCCCCGAGAGACGACGACAUGGUGGCAGCGGAGGUGCCGGGCCUGGUGCUACGGGCGGUGACAUACGAGAAGAAGGUCAAGAAUCAAGAGAGGGGGGAGCAGAUGGCGGACGAGCGUAG
Trichophyton benhamiae CBS 112371 is the source of this 909-nucleotide messenger RNA. RefSeq lists its product as uncharacterized. Gene Ontology annotation, cellular component: proteasome regulatory particle, lid subcomplex; cytoplasm; nucleus. The transcript has 3 exons. Gene Ontology annotation, biological process: ubiquitin-dependent protein catabolic process. The record is from RefSeq and is a predicted model, not a curated record. Gene Ontology annotation, molecular function: endopeptidase activator activity; ubiquitin binding; proteasome binding. NCBI's taxonomy places the organism in Eukaryota, Fungi, Ascomycota, Eurotiomycetes, Onygenales, Arthrodermataceae. Bases 1 to 909 code for a protein of 302 amino acids.